AUGAACUUUGACUGUCUUUAUUAUAUUAAUCCGGUUGUUAAUCUGUAUAUCCGUCUUCUCUUCUGUCUCGAGGCUUUCUUUAAUUUAAGGUUUGGGGAUAAAUUUAGAAUCACUACCCCAUUAAUCUCCAAAAGCACAACAUCCCAACCAGAACAAGUACAGAAGAAGCUACAACUAAACGCACACCACCAAACACACAAACCCCACCAAAAAUCCCAUUUCUCCUUGGCUCUUAAAGAAGCCAAUUCCAUAGCCAGCAUAGCUUUUCCCAUGAUACUCACUGGCCUUUUACUUUACUCCAGGUCAAUGAUCUCCAUGCUCUUCCUCGGCCGUCUCGGCGAGCUCGCUUUAGCCGGCGGGUCCCUCGCCGUCGGCUUUGCUAACAUCACCGGUUACUCGAUUCUCUCUGGCCUUGCCAUGGGAAUGGAACCCAUUUGUGGUCAAGCUUUUGGUGCCAAAAGGCAUACUCUGCUUGGCCUCUCUUUGCAGAGAACAGUACUUCUUCUGAUAUUUACAUCCUUACCCAUUUCUCUUCUGUGGCUAAACAUGAAGAAACUCCUCCUCCUUUGUGGCCAAGAUGAAGCAAUUGCCUCUGAAGCUCAACUUUACCUCCUCUGUUCUCUCCCUGACCUUCUUGCUCAGUGUUUACUGCACCCUUUGAGAAUUUACCUCAGAACUCAAUCUAUUACCCUGCCUCUAACAUUUUGUGCCACUCUAGCAAUCAUCCUUCACAUUCCCAUCAAUUACUUUCUUGUCUCGUACCUCAAUUUAGGCAUCAGAGGUGUGGCUCUAAGUGGGGUUUGGUCUAACUUCAAUCUUGUAGCUUCUUUAAUCAUCUACAUCAUUAUCUCUGGGGUCCACAAGAAAACCUGGGGAGGGAUUUCAAUGGACUGCUUCAGGGAAUGGAGGACUCUUCUCAAUUUGGCAGUGCCAAGCUGCAUUUCUGUGUGCCUAGAAUGGUGGUGGUAUGAGAUCAUGAUUUUGCUCUGUGGUUUGCUGUUAAACCCAAGAGCCACUGUUGCUUCAAUGGGCAUUUUGAUCCAAACCACUUCUCUGAUCUACAUAUUCCCCUCGUCCCUAAGCUUCAGUGUGUCCACAAGGGUUGGCAACGAAAUAGGCGCAAACCAACCGAAAAAAGCAAAGAUUGCAGCCAUUGUAGGCCUGUGUUGCAGCUUCAUACUAGGCCUUGUAGCUCUGAUCUUUGCAGUCGUGGUGAGGAACAUUUGGGCAAGCAUGUUCACACAGGACAAGGAGAUAAUAAAAUUAACAUCAAUGGUUUUGCCUAUAAUUGGUCUCUGUGAGCUUGGAAAUUGCCCACAAACAACAGGCUGUGGAGUUCUGAGAGGCACAGCGAGGCCUAAAGUUGGAGCAAACAUAAACUUGGGGUGCUUUUACCUAGUGGGAAUGCCAGUGGCUGUGGGGUUGGGUUUCGUUCUUGAGUUGGAUUUUCAGGGGCUGUGGCUAGGCCUGUUGGCUGCACAGGGAUGCUGUGCUCUGACCAUGCUGGUGGUUUUAGGUGUUACAGAUUGGGAGUUUGAAGCUCAGAAAGCCAAACAGCUGACCGGGGCUGAGGAGGUGGUUGAUGACAGCGAAGAGGUUGAGGAAGACAAGCCAAGGAAAGCUAAAAUCAAGGAAGAUUGUUUAGAUUACGCUAAUAAUAAUAAUAAUAAUAAUAACUCACAUGUUUAGUUUAGUUUUUAAUCACCUUUUUUUUGUCUUUGAUUUUUUUGUUUCUUUGGGUUUUGUCCUAAGCUGUAUAGUAGUGGGUGGGUGCAAUGUGCAUGUAGACGAAGAAGAGUUAGUUUUGUUCUUUUUUGGAUUUGGGAGGAUAUUUCUAUUGGCAGGACUGUCUUUCCAGGAGUUUUUUUUUGACACUUCCACUGAAAUUCAACUGCAAAAUCUGUUGUACACUGCUGAAUUUCAGAGGAAGUAGCCAAAUUACAACUUGGUCAGGAACAGACAAUCCCAACCCUCUCUCUGUAUUUUGUACUCGGAUACAAAGAUAAAUCGAAACAAGAUUUAUUAA
Molecule: messenger RNA, 2026 nt
Organism: Prunus avium (sweet cherry)
Lineage: Eukaryota; Viridiplantae; Streptophyta; Magnoliopsida; Rosales; Rosaceae
Product: MATE efflux family protein
Biological process (GO): xenobiotic detoxification by transmembrane export across the plasma membrane
Cellular component (GO): membrane
Molecular function (GO): antiporter activity; xenobiotic transmembrane transporter activity
Source: RefSeq, a predicted model, not a curated record